AUGCAUUCAGGAGGCUGGAAAGAAAGCGCUCCCGGUUUAGCACCGAGGAAGAUGUUCGUCUUUGCAUCUGUGAAAACAGUAUAUCCACGUGCAAUUCUGUAUGUAUUGCCCGCACUACAUACUGGCGACUCUGGACAGGAGAAGCGUCUGAGGAGGUCGCGUCGUCAGGUGAAACGUGAUCAUGAGAACGACCGGACGCCAAGAGCGAAGGAGUUUGAGAAGGAGUGGGAUGAGAACAUGAGAAAAGCCCAUACUCUGCUAAGACAGCAUAGCGUCAAGAUGAAGUUCGCCUGUUCGGAACACCGCCAACGGAGUCGCUGUCUCACUCCACGAAUCUGA
Molecule: messenger RNA, 339 nt
Organism: Necator americanus (New World hookworm)
Lineage: Eukaryota; Metazoa; Nematoda; Chromadorea; Rhabditida; Ancylostomatidae
Exons: 1
Coding region: 1-339 (112 amino acids)
Source: RefSeq, a predicted model, not a curated record